GUUUCGAUUUUGUUGUGGUGUAGGGUGGAUGUGUUAUUCAAAUUAAUAAAUCCCGUACGGUUUAUUACAGAGGACUUAAACUUUGCUUCUAUUAUGUAGAUAUACUUGAUAAAGGCUACUCGUUAGUCCAGUUCACAAAAAAUGUCGACGGUCCUUUUAGCUGUAGUCGCUGUAAUACUAUGCAUUCUCUUCCGAAUUUUGAAUGUGAACAGCCAACCUCAGAAACCAGUGAUUUAUGGAAGAGAUAGAAGCUUUAUUGAGAACAUCUUGUUCAUAACACCAUUCUUAAAUGAACCCUACAUCCCGACACGUCUUUGGGGCUUCAGUGGGCAUGUGCAGACGAUCCUCCAUAGCCUGAUAGGGCGAGUGAGGUGCCCCUGGCCCAUCGGCGGUCGGAUCUCCCUAGUCUUGCCGGAUAAAUCCACCCUCACCUACGACUUGUACGAGUCGGUUGGAGCCGAACAUGAGGAUGACGUCACGGUGGCGAUAUGUCCGGGCAUCGGGAACACGUCGGAGAGCGUGUACAUACGCACCUAUGUGCACUACUCCCAGUGCCACGGAUACCGCUGCGCUGUGCUCAACCACAUAGGCGCCUUGAACAGCGUACCCGUCACUGGCAAUCGAAUUUUCUCGUACGGCCACACUGAUGAUUUCAAUUAUAUGCUCGAGAAUUUGUUGGAGAGGUACCCGAAUACAAAGUUGAUUCUAGUCGGCUUCAGUCUUGGCGGCAAUUUGAUUACGAAAUACCUGGGCGAGGACAGGAAGAGACCCGCGAACAUAAUAGGAGGCAUUUCCAUAUGUCAGGGAUACAAUGCCAUCGAUACCAUGGUAUACUUGCUGCAGUGGCAGAACUUCCGUCGGUUCUACCUUUACAUCAUGACUGAUAACUACAGAAACAUCAUCACGAGACAUAAAAGAAUGCUUCUCUGUCCCGAAAUGAAGAACAGAUUUUCGCUGGACGAAAAUAUGAUAGUGUCCGCCGGUACAUUGCCAGAUUUGGACGAGGCUUAUUCUAGAAAAGUACACGGGUUCGAAUCCGUAGCGGACCUUUAUAAAUGGAGUUCCUGUGCUUUCUACCUCCACAAUAUAAAAACUCCAAUGAUAUUUGUAAAUGCUCGCGAUGACCCCAUUGUACCGGAACCUCUGCUGCCAAUGAUUAGGGAAUUUGUCAGUUCGCACGACAAAGCGAUGUUCCUAGAGCUAGCUCAUGGUGGUCAUUUAGGUUUCUAUGAGGGAGGUCUGGUGUACGCCAACCCUGUGACUUGGCUGGACCGGGCACUCGUCGGGUUGGUCGGCGGAAUGCUCAUGGCGCACAACAAAUGCGCCCCAAAGGACAUGCAGGAUCAAGACAGCUUAACCGAGGAUGAACCGGACCUCAUCAAGUCCUCAACUAUUGUGUACCGAGACCCUCUCGACAAACCCAUACCGGUAUACUCAUCCUCGUCUUCUAGAAUAUAAUCGUAAUAGAUUAGAAUUUUAUACUGACAGCAUAAUACGUUCAUAGCGAACUUUUCUAUGAUAUACAACUAAACUAACAUUAUCAGAUGAAUAGUGAAGUUUAUCAAUUAUUUUGCCAGAGUUGGUGAAAAUUGAUCGGAAUUUGAAUAAUUGUUAAAUAACAAAAAUAUAUUAAUUUAAGUUGGGCCUGAAAAAAUCGCGUGUCUCCUACAAUUGCCUUAUUUACCUACGACGUCGUAAUUCUUACGAGGCAUUUAACUACAUCGCACAUGUACCUCAUUUUCACUUUGUUCUUUUACUGACAUUUAUAAUUUUAUCUAAAGUAUUGUGAUAAUUUAUAGUUUGCUUUUAUUUAUCAUAUUAUGCAUUUAUGCUAAUUAUAUAAAGAAGUGGAUUUACACAUUGACGAAAUGUAAGUAAUUUAUUUUUUGUUAUGUUUGAAGUUUUCAACUUUCACUACUAGAGUGGCUUUGAGCCAAAAAUUAAGGUUGUUGCUUAUUUUAUUUAGUUCCCGUAAUUAUUUUAGAGUACAAAAAGUUGCUUCUAUUCAAACACAAUUAUUUGUGAAUAACUACAGACAGAGUUACAACAUGUGAUAAUAGUAAUGACUUUUUUAAAAGAUGCACAAAUCUUACAUGUGCAUAAAUAAUAGGUGCAUUUGUUCAAAUUGUAGGUAGUAUCAACUAUUUAAUGUUCCUUAAGCUUCUACUAGUGCUUCUGACCAUUUUUGUAAAUGAAUGGUCUAAUGACAGGAGCUUAGGAAAUACAUCAAUAUCAAAAUAUACCUAGAUAGGUUAGGCUUAUAGGCUGGGCCUAAGUCAGCUUACGUGUAUUUAUUGCGUGUGAAAUGCAUUACAAUAGUAAUUUCUGAUAUAAUUUUAAAUGAUUCAAAUUAAAGAAAGUCAAUAAAUCUAUGUAUCGACUAAGGCAUGAAUGACAUUCCAUAUCGGAUUUAGUUUUGUAAUGCGUUUGGCAUGAUAAUGUACCAAAAAGCUACGUUCCAAGCUGAUAUUAUUAUAGCACAGCUUUUAGAUGUUAAAUAAAACAUAUUUGCCUCACGAAGUACGCCGUAAAUUGUUUAUGACGGGUAUAAGAAGACUGCGAACAGUUUGAGACAGUUAGGUAGGUGUUGAAUGCAGUGUCCAAAUAGUAGAGUGCAUCUAGUUUUGAAAUUUUCUUGGUCGCCGAAGUAUUUCAUCAAAAUUGAAUUUAGUUCUUCAGAAAUUACGUCGUUUGUUUUUUGAGAUUUUUACGCAAGAAAAAUGUGUCGUAUUUACGUUAAAAUAAACACGUAGAUUUGGAUGCUCAUUGGCAGAAAAACUGACGAUAAUAAAGCAAAAUACGGUGUAUUAUGAGACAAUACUUGUGAUAUAAGAUGUUAGAUAUAUUCGUCCAUGUGUGUAUUAAGUUACUAUUGGAAUAGAAAUGCUGAAUGCACAAAGCUGUUUUAUCUGCAGCUUGAGAUAGUACUUAAAUGAGUACUUAUUGCGCGUACGUAUCAAACGUUACGGACCAAAUUACGGAUCUCAAGUUCACGUCGGUUAUUUUGUUUGUUAUUUACCCAAAAUCUUUGUAGGGCGUGUAACCUUUCGAGUCUACAGUAAAAGCAUAAGUAGACUUAAGGGGUUGAGCGACUCUACUAAGGUUGGGAGUUGGUAUGUUGCUUGCAAGGGGCCUAAAGAAUCAGUGAGAAAGAGGAAAUGAUGAUUGACUUAUUUUCUCUGCUUUUUGGCGAUACUUUCCAGUGACUUAUGCAAAACUUUGGCAUAGCCAAAAAUACUUUAAUUUUAGAAUAAACCCAAAAGAGAUUAUAAUGGCUAUGAGAAUUGCAGUUAGCUUAGAUACUACUAGUGCCUAUAUAAUUGAUGUUCAUUAAAAAAGUUGCGUAGAUAGUAUAUUCGUUAAUCCACCGGUAGUUGUCCUACCAACCACGAUCUGUUCUGACCACCAAGGGUGUGUUGCUGAACCAGUUCUUCCUUUGCACAAUAGUCGACAGAGUACUCGCCCCAUUGUCUUAAUUUUGGACCGGGUGAGCGCCGUCAGCUCUCCCCAUUUGUCCGGCCAAGUAGUUAAUGCAAUCUGAGGCAAACCUACAAUAAGUCACGUUAAACAAAGUAUUUUUUUUGAGCGAGAAAAUAAUCCUUCGCCAACCGUCGAGUGAUGGUGGGACAAAAUGUUGUAAUUGCCCGUCAUACAGUGAAGAUGCUGAGAGAAGACUGUAAGUCAUGCUAGAGAGAAAAAGGUGAUGUUUUUUUCUCACUCGCUCUCGUGCCUAAUUUACAGUUUAAACUCACUAAAAUAUUUAUGCCUUAGUCUCUUAAUCAUAUUAAUGUAUGUAUGUUUAAAUUAAUUACAUUGUUCUGAUUAUAAAACUUGUCGUUAAUAGGGAGGAAAACCAAUAUAUUAUGUGUAUUGAAACCAAUAAAAACCUCUGGAAUUGUCGUUUUGUACGUGUUUAUAUAAGCGUUAAUUAAAUUAGAUUAUCAUUCCGCUGCAUGCCUGGAUUUAGUUGUCUGCGAGGACCAUUUGUGUUAAGCCCAUCACACACAGUGAGGAUUCUAGAAUAUCUUGUGUUGGAUGGUUGUUGUAGUACUUUAUUCAAAACAAAAUAUUAAUGCAGAUUUGCCGUAUGCAAUGGGUUCCUUUCUUUCUGCUUACUCUGAUAACAUCAUGCUUGACAUCUGGUGGAUAAUUACCAGAAUAAAUGUAACCAUGUAUGUAGAUGUAAUAAUCUAGGUGGUGCUCAUCAAUGUUGUAGUAGUAGCUUUGUGUUCAUUAUAUUAAAACACAAAUUAAAUGUACACUACACGAUUGUAAGUUUUUGGUAUUUUUUUAAAGACGCUUCGUCACUAACGGCCGGAAGGCAUUAAAAGUACAAAAUCUUAUGAGAUGAGACAGGCAAAUAUUAACUUCAUUACUACUUAAAAUUUAGUGUCAUGUAGCUUUUGCCAGUACUAAAUUGAGAUUGUGAAAGCUGAACUAAUAACCAUGAAUGAGCUAUGUGGUAAAUCGCCUAAAGAUGUUGAAUAUUUUAUUUAUGAAUAAAUGUUGAUAUCGAAAUGAAAAA
This is a messenger RNA of Pectinophora gossypiella (pink bollworm), 4525 nucleotides long. RefSeq names its product abhydrolase domain-containing protein 2 (gene Hydr2). Gene Ontology annotation, biological process: steroid hormone receptor signaling pathway; acylglycerol catabolic process; sperm capacitation. Bases 142 to 1458 code for a protein of 438 amino acids. The record is from RefSeq and is a predicted model, not a curated record. Gene Ontology annotation, cellular component: sperm flagellum; sperm plasma membrane. NCBI's taxonomy places the organism in Eukaryota, Metazoa, Arthropoda, Insecta, Lepidoptera, Gelechiidae. Gene Ontology annotation, molecular function: monoacylglycerol lipase activity; acetylesterase activity. The transcript has 7 exons.